Musca domestica (house fly) is the source of this 1023-nucleotide messenger RNA. RefSeq lists its product as uncharacterized. The transcript has 4 exons. NCBI's taxonomy places the organism in Eukaryota, Metazoa, Arthropoda, Insecta, Diptera, Muscidae. The record is from RefSeq and is a predicted model, not a curated record. Bases 6 to 983 code for a protein of 325 amino acids.
UGGAAAUGUUUCCCACAGAGCGGGAAGAAUUCUAUAGGACCGGCAGACGCGGGCGAAUUUAUAACAAGGUCUCCAAUCUGAAGAGAGUCUAUAAGAGGAUUCGUCAACAUACGGCCGAUGCUUCACUGGAUGUCUCAGGCCCGUCAUCGCCGGAGAGUACGAAUGUGAUAAAGGAAGAAGAAUACGUUGAUGAGUUCGCCGAUUUCCAUAUCCUAGAUAUGCGCAAGCAUAUCCAAAGCAAUGAGGAGCGCAUGAGUUUCUGGCAACGCACCCAAUCGACUCGUUUCAGGGAUAUUGAAAUCAUUGAAUCCUUGCAGGAUAUUUUGGAUAAAUGGCCUGAAUACAAACGAACGGAUGCCAUGGAAUAUAUCAACGCCGACUUCAGGGCCAAAUUUCCCAAGGCCACAAAAUUUUCCGAAAUUUUUCUCAAAAAUUUCAAAAAAUUGGAAAAGAUUUCAUAUCUCAAAGUCAAUACGACAUCGCCGAGCUUUAAGUAUAUGCAGCAGUAUAAGCACUGCAAUACAGAAUCCAAGCACUUGAUUAUUUUGUGGGUUCUGCAUCAGCUUGUGCCGCCAUUCCAUCAAGUGGUCAUCGAUGAGAAUGGUGUACGCCGUAAAAAACGCUAUACCACCUUGGAAUCACAGAAUGCCAGCAUCUGUAUACGUAGCUCCCUGGCCGAACUUGAAGAGGCCAUGAAAUUACGGCAAACUGCCACCCCACCCAUGAUGUUGGUGGUCGGCGAAUUGGGUGGAGAUAUUCGAGAAUCUUAUGUCUAUUUUGAGGAAAUGUAUUUACCCUGCCAAACGGUUCUGCAAGCGGCCGAACUAUGUAUGGAAUUGUAUUUCCUCUUCAAUUUGGCCUUUCCCGAAGAGUCGGUUUUGUACUAUAACUUUGCUCAGUCGCUGUUUUUGAAUAUUCCAACGGAAAUGAAACAUUCUAGGAUCUACACCACCAUAAAUGAGAUUGAGGCUUGUGAGGUGUAAGAGAAAGAGUAGAUAAUAUGUUUUAUUAAGAAAGAAAAAA